This is a messenger RNA of Hydractinia symbiolongicarpus, 3065 nucleotides long. Its product is annotated as Golgi integral membrane protein 4-like. Gene Ontology annotation, cellular component: Golgi membrane; Golgi apparatus. Bases 239 to 2233 code for a protein of 664 amino acids. NCBI's taxonomy places the organism in Eukaryota, Metazoa, Cnidaria, Hydrozoa, Anthoathecata, Hydractiniidae. The record is from RefSeq and is a predicted model, not a curated record. The transcript is spliced from 10 exons.
AAAUCUUGAAGAACUUGUUAAAAAAGAGCUUUAAAAAAUCAAGCAUUAGUUUAACAUCAGUUUAACAUUAUUUUCACAUUCCUUUAAGUUCUGUUCAAUUAUUAAUGAGACUGAAACUUGUCAGAUUAUAAUAUUUAAUAAAUGCGAAAAAACCUAAAAAUUCCAGUUAAGUUGAUAUUAACUGCAAUGAUAAGUUCUUAUUUUUUUAGAGAAUAUGUAAAUAAACUUCUUUGCUAAAAUGAGCCUGUACAGGAGAGGAAAUACAGGUGUGCUUCUAAUUUCCAUUGGUGGCUUGUUGUUGCUUUGUUACUGUUAUUACAGUAUGAGCGAUUUGACAGAAACGGUUGACCGAAAGGAAAGAGAGCUGAGGAAACAAAUAAGAAAUGGCAAAACUUUACGAGAACAACUUAAAGUUGUGUACCAGCACACAUCGAAACUAGAAGAUGCGUUAAAAAAUGAACGGGAGAAUCAUAAAGAGACAAAGCAAGAAUUAAUGGUUAAGGUGGAAAUGUUUACACACAAUUUAACAAAAACAAAGCAUGAGGCAAUGAACAGAUUCAAUGCACUGGAUACAGAUUAUAAGAUGGCGAAAGCCAACCAUGAAGAAAUGAAGCAGAACUACCUUGCUUUGCAGCAAACUUAUUCAAGAUUGAGCACCGAACAUACUCGCCUGUCUGCUGAAUAUAAAGAAGAUUAUAGAAAGUUAAAGGAUUCCAAAGAAAGCGAAUCGAUCAGUCUGCAAAGUCGAGUGCAAGAGUUAUAUAAUCAAAGAGUCCAGUACCAAGAAUUAGCGAAACGUUUUGAAGAAAACUACAAAAGCACUGUGGAUCGCUUGGAACAAGUUACCGAGCUUGCGCGGCAAUAUCAAGACCGAGUGAAGUUAUACGCUAAAGAAGUACGAAAUGUCAAAAAUGAACUUACUGUUUGUAGAUUUGGCUCAAGUAAUAACUACACACGUACCGGAGAUAAGAAAAACACUCCAGAUCAGUUGGAUCGGGAUGAUGCUAAGCUUGAUGAGUUGGAAAAUAUUUCGAAAAAUCUGACAUCCUCAAAAAAUGACCGUGCAUUAGAGGAUACACGUGAUGUAAAUUCAUUACCUAAAGAUAAUGGUUUAAAACCAUCAAUUAGCGACACUAUGUCAACUGUAGCAUCGGUUCCUGCAGAUGACGCGAUUGUUAAACGAGUUUUUGCCGGAGUAACCGAGAAAAAACCUCAAGAACUUGAUAAUUCAGUCAGCGAGAGAAACCGAGACGAAGUAUUAGAGAGCAAUGCCAAUCAGUUUAUAAAUAAACAAAGACAAUUAUUUAAAGACGGUUUACCUGGAGCAAGAAAAUAUGACCAUCAAGGUAGUGAUGACGAGAAAACCGUUAAAGAAGAAACUUCGAAAUUGACUGAAGAUGACGUCAUCAGAAAAAAGUACGGGAAUAAUAGGUACGUAGUUAACGAAAUAAUACGAGGAAAAGACGAAGAACCGACUAUCAAAGAAAACAGCCGGUACCGUCAACUUGCCAGCGAUGAUAAAGAUAAGUUAAGCCCGUUAGCACAGGCGCAACAAGAAGAAACACAAGAAAAACAAUCUUUAUAUCAGUCAACUAUACAACCCAUCGCGCAGAAAGAUGAUCAUUUUGAAGAAGAAAACCAAAAAAUCAGAGAGGACAGAAACAUUCGACCAAUAAAGAAAAUUGGUGGGUUGAUCGAUGGAGGACAGAAAAUAAAAUUUAAUUCCGAUACAGACUAUACAUUAAAAGACCUUAAAGAACCUAAAAAUGUACAGGCUUUAGAAGCGAAAGCUAGAGUUAAUCAAUUAAAACCACCCUCCAAAGAUAUAGCCAAUGAAGAAAACAAGGUAAAACCUAUAGCGCAGAUGAUGAUAGCCCCGAAACAACAAAUGCCCAUUCCGAAUAAACGUAUGCCUGGUCUUUUCAAGAAGUUUCUUCGCCCGAGAAUAAUGAAAAGCAAGGACGAUUUCGUUAAUAAAAAAACCGGCGUAUAUGAGCAGAAAGAUAUCUCAAAUGAAAAUGAUGAAAAUAAGCUUUCGCAAUUGAACAAACCAAUGAUUCAGAAUAAAUUUGAAGCGAACAACAACAAAGAUGAAAGAAUGGAUGUGAAAGGUGUCACGCUUGAAGAUGACGAGAAUGGGGAUCAGAAUCUUGAUCAUCAAGCUGGACAACAGAAUGUACAAGGUGGCGAUGAUGAUAGUGAUGAGCGAGAUGUUGAACAGGAAGAAACAUGAAGUGAAAAAGUAGCUGUCGCUGUCCAAUUAAACUCCACCUCGAAUUUACCGAAUCCAAACCCAAAUCACGCAUUGCAUACUUUUGUUCAAGAGUACCAAGAUUGAAUUUUACGGAACAAUAACAGUUUGUUAGCUAAAAAGAGUGUCAUAACGUUUUUAUUAUUCACCCGUAGGGCUGCAUAAAAACGUUAGUUAUGCUAGUGCGUCAUGAGUUUCUCUCUCUUUUUUUUUGUAUUGCGCACUCAAGUUUGUGCAUGUAAUUUACCUUAUUGGUAAAAAAAGUUGGCAAAAAUCAGAGUCAAAAUAUUGAUUUGAAAAAAAAAACGAAAAAAAAGAAAAAUCGGUAAAAAAUGAUAGCUGGGGAAAAAAUCGGCAAAAAUGGUUGGUUGGCAAAAAAUAUUAAUCACUCACCAAAAUUUAGUAACUGCCGGCUUUUUUUGUUUCCUUUUAACGCAUAUUACUGUAUAUCCUUGAUUAGGUGUACCCAUAUUGAUUAAGCGCCCCACCCUCCCCUUCGAUAUUUCGAAAAAACUUGUCUAAUCAAAUACGUUUUAGUAUCAUAGGCGUUGUUUGUACCUGUUAGCACGUAGAGCAAUACUUUUUUGAUAUCCGGCCUGGGCGGUUGAUUGAGCACUCACGUGACUUCAGUUUUUACGGACGCUCUGGUUUUUUUCUUAUGAAUUUUUCACUAUCCAGGAAUUGUUCCGUUUUAAUUUUAUAACGCAUUGCAACACUGGAAUUUUCAUAGAUCUAUUUGUAAAAUUAAGUUUAGUAAAUAUUUUAGAAGUUAUUUAUAUUUGCCCAUGAAAAGAUGACGUCAACUAUUUAUAAA